AUGGAUCUCUUGUUAAUUUGCGAUACCCUAACUGUUGCCACUUGCCAAGGACUAGGAUUUGCGAAAUUAAUCCUCGAUCGUCACCCUUACUUGGCUGCAAAUAGCUGCCUUUACCUCUCCUCCGAUUCACCCGCCGGUAAUCUAGGAAUAUUCCACGUAACCGCCGGAAUAGUCCCCAUCGACGCCGUCGCACCUCCUCCUGUAAAGCCCAACUCCUAUAAGACAUUACCUCGAACUCUCCUUCGAAGAAAGCGCCGCACAAAGCGGAAGUUGUUCACUGGUGACGACUCCAACGACGGCGAAGAUUAUGGAUUCUUAUUUGGUAGUGACGGCGGCGACGGAAAGAGCGGAGGGAGCGGUUGGGGUGGUGGUGGCUGGAAUUUUGGCGGGUUUGGAGAGCAGAAUUGGGAUGAAUCUCCGUCUCCGUGGACGGGUACAGCUCUAGAUUUUGUAUACGAGGUGAUUUCAUGGAUCGCUUUGUCGAAUUGUGUUCAUUUCGCGUUUAAGAAGAUGGUUAGAAUUGUAGCGAACGGGAUCGAUGAAGCCGACGACAGAGGGAAGGUUCCGAUGUGA
Messenger RNA from Hibiscus syriacus, 573 nucleotides. RefSeq lists its product as uncharacterized. The transcript has a single exon. The record is from RefSeq and is a predicted model, not a curated record. Lineage: Eukaryota; Viridiplantae; Streptophyta; Magnoliopsida; Malvales; Malvaceae. Bases 1 to 573 code for a protein of 190 amino acids.